AUGCAUACCAAACAUUUCCUUGCAACCGCCCUCGCAGGCCUCGCUGCCGCAUCUCCAAUUCGUCGUGCUGAUAUCAACACCUUCGAGCUAGUUGCAAUCAAGUCGGGCAGCCCCAUUCAGAACUCAAACAUUCACGCUUCUGGCUCCAAGUUCUGGAUUGGUAAACCAACCGCUACGUACUGCCCCGAGCAGGUAGGAUCGAACUGCCCAGCUGGCGAUCAGACAGCCGUGUCCCAGGGCUCAUCCUCCAAUACACUGAGCAUGAGUGUUGUGGUCCCCGGCGGCCAACUCGUCUAUGUUCAGACUGACGGACAAGUUGGUUAUACUAUUGCCCACAGUGCCUCUAUUCCCCAAGGUGCCCUCACGUCUCCAUUCGAGUACACUCCUCCAACGGACGGAGAGCCUCUUGGAUCUCUGACAUUCAAUGAAAAGAGCUUCAGCGCCUGCCCAACUAGCGACGAGGGCGUUUACCAGAUCUACGCCAACGUUGAUGGAUUCACCCGGACUGACUGCAUUGGAAUUUUAAUGGGAACUUCCGAGUUUGAUGAAACAGCAGCUUGGGAAUACACCUAA
Molecule: messenger RNA, 573 nt
Organism: Amorphotheca resinae ATCC 22711
Lineage: Eukaryota; Fungi; Ascomycota; Leotiomycetes; Helotiales; Amorphothecaceae
Exons: 2
Coding region: 1-573 (190 amino acids)
Source: RefSeq, a predicted model, not a curated record